Molecule: messenger RNA, 1058 nt
Organism: Ipomoea triloba (trilobed morning glory)
Lineage: Eukaryota; Viridiplantae; Streptophyta; Magnoliopsida; Solanales; Convolvulaceae
Product: transcription elongation factor B polypeptide 3
Exons: 8
Coding region: 190-888 (232 amino acids)
Biological process (GO): transcription elongation by RNA polymerase II
Cellular component (GO): nucleus; elongin complex
Source: RefSeq, a predicted model, not a curated record
UAUUGAUUGUAUCAUCUUCCUCGUCACACCGAACAACAGUUCUAUUUAUGUUCUGCAAUUUCCCUAUUUCUAUCAAGCUUGCCAAUUCUAUGUUUCUUCUUUCUAUUUUUGAAUUCUGAUUUAUCAGCCCGCUGGUUUCCUGCUCCGAUCACCGUCUGUGUUAGUGGAGAAUACAGAUCGGAGCACAGAAUGAGAAGUGCCGUACGGAAUAGUAAAGCUCCUUCCCUUGUGGAUUUGUGCGUUAAGGUUGCAAUAGAUCAUGUUAGAUACAUUGGGGAUGUUGGUGCAACAGACUUUCAUCUUCUUGAGCGCUUUCUACCUCACUGUACUGAGGACCAGUUGGCACUCAUUGAGAAGUCAACACAAGGAAGAGAUCUUAGCCCUGUGACUGAUAAACUCUGGAAGAAAUUUUAUGAGCGGCAAUUUGGUGAAAAGAGCGCCAGUCUGGUUAUUGAGAGAAUGAAGCAAAAGAAAGUAACUUUUAAGUGGAAUCAAUUGUAUAAGGCAAAGUUGAAGGAGGUUGAGGAAGCCCAACAAAAGUCCUUUGAAAGAAUCAGGGAUCUAUACAAAAAACAAGAUGCCGAGAAACAAAGCCGACAAAUUAAGCUCUGUACAAAGGUUCCACCUUCUAGCAAUAAAAGAAGCUUUUAUGGAGGCAACAGCAGUAUUUACAACACAAAGAGUACUGUGAUGAAGAAAGCAAAAAUGGAUUUCUUAAGAAGUCCAGAGGUUAGAAAUUUAGCUGCCAUGAAGAAUAAGGCUGUGCAGAGAACUCAUAGUUUCUCUAGCAGUGUAAGUGUUUCCUCCACAAAGAAACCAGGUGGACCUUCUGCGAUGGCUGCUUCUUCAAGAUACAAACCUAUGAAUCCGACAAUGAAGAGAUUCUAGAGCUCCUGGAGUUAAUGUUGUAAAAGAAAAACAAGUACUCCCUCCAUCCCGCAACAUUUUACUGUAUUGCUUUCCUUUUUAGUUUGUCCGAAAAUGUUCCCCUCUUUCCGAAAUUAAAUAUCACAUCAUUUUACUUUUUCCAAUGUACCCUUAUUAGUUUUGCUUUCUUU